UUCAGCCCUUUCUCUCUCCCUUUGUCUUGCAGUCGCACCCAUGGAAGUGACCAUUCGUGAACGAACCAAAGACACAUUUGAAUGUGUGACUGAAGCCAAUCCAAAUGCAGACAUUACCUGGAGCAGAUCAGACAACUCAUGGCCUCAGUCUGCUGUCAGAGUGGAGGGUGCAACACUACAGUUUCUGAGCAUGACCUCUAACCUGAAUGGCCUCUACCAGUGUGAAGCAUCUAACACUUAUGGAACAACACGUGGUCACCUCUAUGUGCAUGUGACUUCAGGGUCCUGCAUUGUUGGUUGGACCUUAUUUGGUAUUUUGCUUUUCCUGAAUGUUGCUGCUGCAGUGUGGUAUCUGUAUAAAUCCGGGAAAUUUCAAAGUAUGGGAAAAUGUACAAGCAGAAGGACGCCGUUGGAAGCUGAUAGGGGUCAGGAAGGCGUAGCUGAAGCAGUGAGUCUACAUGCAGAAGAAUCUCUUGGAAACAACAGGAUGGAGCAGUGACUGAUUUACAGGCUCCACAUCAAACAACCUUCCUCACUCAGCUGGUUAGUGAACAGAUGAAGCAGUCACCAACCGUUCAAUCAAAUGUCAUUACUUUGGUAAUGUCUACUCCUAGGAUCAAUAAUUUUUGGUUUAGUUUUCAACAAAUCCAUCAAGGUCUAUAAACAAAGUGCAACACAACAGGAAUGAAGACUGCAAACUGCAAGUAGAGCUUUCAGUUAGGUUAACAGCCUUUCCGUCAGUGGCAUAUGUCUGUAGGAUGUGGCUUUAACCGUCUGCUUUAACUGUCAAAGUCACUGAGAGGCAUAUGUAUGUUUGCCCAACAGCAUUAACUGCUGAUAAUAGCAGAGGAUUAUGAAGUAUAUUUACAUGCACACAAGAAACUUCUUUACUCGCUAGUUAGACUUUAUCUUUUUUUUAAAUCUUGUUUUAUCACUAAACAUCACAUUUUAUUAUCUAUUAUCUAUUUUUGUAGACUAGUAGCCUAUUGACAUGCUCUCAAGGUAUGAUCCCAAUGAACACACACAACAUUUGCUUUGUGCUGCUGAAAUAUUCUCCAACUACUGUCUAAUGGGUCCUUUUAUAAGAAAGAGAAAAAAAUAUUCUCUAUUUUUAUAUUCCUUCUACAGCAGUGUGUGUGCCACAAACCUAUCACAUGUGGUUCUUUAUUUUGGUAUUUAUUCAUUUUUGUCAUAAAAACAUCCAGAAUGUUAUGUGUUGGGCAGGCUUUAAUCUUUCCAACAUUAGUGUUACGCAGCUGUUGUAUUUUGACCUCUUAGUUUUGGUUAAACUUACUGAACUCAAAGUCAGCCAUGUUCAAGUUCAUUGAAGGUCAAAAUGAAGUUCUGUGUUACAAAUGCUGCAAAUGUUGUCAAGACAUUUCACUAUGAACCAGUAUCAAGCUGCUAAUAGAGGAAACUUUAGAGGACCACUAAAGUUAGUACAUCAUGAAUACUCUCCACCACAAUUUGUGUUGAUCCAUGGGGCAGAUGACAGUAAACACAAACUCUUCUGUUUAAUUUGUUUCAGUUAGACUCAUAGCUGCACAUUAAACUAAAACACAUAGUAACCAAAAUAUGUUUUCCCAGUUUCCCUUAGAAAACUCAGAACACUGUACUGUAGUGCUUAAAAACUCCUUUUAAGGCCUUUAAUAAACAAAAUAAACUUCAGAUAAAAUAGUUUUUUCCAGUGUGGAGCAAUAAUUCGCCUGUGCCUAACCCCUCCUUCACACACUCACCACACAUUAAAGUGGCCAAUUUCCCAUAUUGUUGGAAAAUUUUAUAGCACAUAAAUGGUACAUUUUCUUACAAAUGCGAUGUGUGCUAUUUCUAUUUCUGAAUUUGUUUAAUCAGUCGGUGCAACAUUGAGGUCAACAGCUGGGUUUUUUUUUCUUGGGGAGCAUUAGUGUGAUGCAAAAAUAAAAACAAAGUUUCAGAGAGGCAGCUUAUUUUCUUGAAAUUGUGUUUUGUUGUGUGUUUUGUAGUGUGCCCUGAUAAAUGAAACAUUUUACUGUUUACUACCAUUUAUGUUACUGUUUCUUUUGCUUUAGAUAAGAUACUUUGUACACAUUUAUUUUUUGUGCUUUAUGAUGAACUUUUGCGUUCUUUGUUUUUUAAUUUUAUUUUUUCUGAAAACGUUUCCCUUUUCUCCGUGUUUUAAUUAAAGAUAGACA
Messenger RNA from Morone saxatilis (striped sea-bass), 2171 nucleotides. Its product is annotated as cell adhesion molecule 1. The record is from RefSeq and is a predicted model, not a curated record. The transcript is spliced from 5 exons. The coding region runs from base 41 to 499 and encodes 152 amino acids. Gene Ontology annotation, biological process: homophilic cell-cell adhesion; heterophilic cell-cell adhesion. Gene Ontology annotation, cellular component: adherens junction. NCBI's taxonomy places the organism in Eukaryota, Metazoa, Chordata, Actinopteri, Moronidae.